AUGGCUGCCUGGCUUGACCUCGUCAAUGAGAAUGAAGCAUGGAAUUUAGUUGACACCAACCGCCUGGAACAACUAGUGCAGGAAUUGCCCUAUCCGAAAUGUCAAUAUCCGUCCCUACUGUACUUUUCCGGAAAUUCAAACCGCAUGAAGGCCUUACGGGCUCUGUUUCCCUACAAUAAUAUCACACGAAAAGGCCCUGGAGGAUUAGUCCGUCUCCAUCUUAGCACCAAGACAGCCCAUACACAGAAUCCUAUAUUAUUUGCUGAAAGCAGUCUUUGCCUCGAGCAAAGUCUGGGCGAUUCAAAAUGGCUCAAGCAUUCAAUGACAAAACAUCGAACCUUCUCAGUGGCCAGUGCAGAAGAGACGUUGUCCCCUGCAAGGUUACAGCAAGAAGUCAAGAGACGAUUUGUUUUGCCAUGGAGCCAGAUCCUGUGUUUAUUCCUCGAUUCCAUUUCAGACAUCCAAGCGGCAAGAAACUUGCUCCAACAACCACGUCGACAGCUGACCAUUGGGGGUGAAGCGAUUGCAUCUCCCACGCAGAUAGCCAUUGUUGUGACCAACGGCCAACAAGCAACAAAAGCCUUCGCCCAAGAAUGCGCACAGCUUCAAAGGCUGACCAAGACUGGAACAGUCACUGUUCUCGAUCUGGGUCCUCGUAGCGGACUCUCAGACAGCGUCGCUUUUGAGCCACUGCAAACCUUGAUCCUUAACCAGCUCAGUAUAGUUCAGGCGGAGCAAGUGUCAGCUUACCGACGCUUCUCGGCAUCUCAUCUCAGUGCUUUCUGGAGCACUCGUUUACAAAACCACGAAUGGAUUCUGGAUGCACCACCAUGUGAUCUUUUGGCAAGAGCCCGAAGGGGCUUUACGAGGAAUGAAACGAUGGGCGCUUGCCUUCGAGAAACCACGCGGAAUGCAACAUCCGCCGGCUACUCAAAGGAGGACUUUGAAGACCUUGUAGCCUCGGCUUUCUUGAUGGAGGCUUAUCCCCCUGGAAUGCAUGGGUUUUCGCCUACCGUGAUGUUCGAGACGCUUUAUGAGAAGCUCUGCCACAGCAUCUGGGACGGUGACUUCAAACAACAUGUUGGUGGCGUAUCAUCCUGCUUCGUCCAAUAUUUUGCACAGUUGAGCCCUAUUCGGACAUCAGCAUCCAUUCGAAAAGAGACAUUGCAUCGGAUGUAUCGCCGAUGGGGCGGACUUCGCUCUACCACUACCUGUUUUGUCUGUCUGUGUCGCCCUCCAGAGCAUAUGCUCCCUUGCAAACAUACACUGUGCGACACGUGUGUUGUGAUCUUUGGGAACUCGAGUUUGCUUGGAGAGUAUCAUUUCGAGAUUGCGCAAUGCCCCAUCUGCGAUGAAAGUUCCAACAUCACGAUCCGCCAGCUACCUCCGACCAAGCACCCGGUGAUUCUCAGUUUAGAUGGCGGAGGGGUGCGCGGCAUAAUUCAAUUAGGGCUGUUACGGGCUUUAGAGAAGCGCAUUGGCAUUCCGAUUGCGUCUCUGCCGGAUCUGUGCACUGGAACUAGUGUAGGCGCAUUGUCGACGAUUGACCUUGUUCUCAAUCAAUCUUCAGUCACGCAGUGUUUCAAUGCGUUCCCGGACCUGGCGCGAAACAUUUUUCGUCGUUCAUCAAAAAUCCCAAUUCCUCGUUGUAUCCGGUGGCUUGCCUCGGCGUUCAACUUGACCACAGAUGGUCUUUAUGACUCCGAUGGGCUGGCACAAAUCUUCAAAGCAGCUGUUGGCCCAUCUCGUCGCAUGUUCGAUGUUGCCACGGCUCGCCGUGCGGGUUGCCGGAUCGCCAUUGUGGCAAGUCGCACCUCCGAUGGUAAAGCCUGCGUAUUGGCCAAUUACCGAGGAAUAGGACCGCGCACCGCGAAUACCGCGUAUCAAUUUUUGGCGCCACAUGACGACCAGGAGAAUCCUUUUGUAUGGGAAGCAGCAAUAUGCAGUGUUGCAGCACCCUUUUACUUCCAGACAAAGAAUUUGCCAGGCCUUGGUGUCUUGCAAGAUGGUGGG
Molecule: messenger RNA, 2013 nt
Organism: Penicillium arizonense
Lineage: Eukaryota; Fungi; Ascomycota; Eurotiomycetes; Eurotiales; Aspergillaceae
Product: patatin-like phospholipase family protein
Exons: 5
Biological process (GO): arachidonate metabolic process
Cellular component (GO): membrane
Source: RefSeq, a predicted model, not a curated record